Rotaria sordida is the source of this 1035-nucleotide messenger RNA. NCBI's taxonomy places the organism in Eukaryota, Metazoa, Rotifera, Eurotatoria, Philodinida, Philodinidae. The record is from the annotation of a GenBank genome assembly.
CUCCAUCACACUUAAUUACGUCUAACAAUUUUGAUAUAACUCAAAUUAAACUUGAAUAGUCGAAAGAUUCAAAUAUUCAGAAGAAGAUUAAAGAAGUUAUGCAAGAUCUAACAAAACAUCUUUAUGUAGUUACAGACGGUUUAUUAUAUAAAUUGGUAUUAAUGAAUGUUGCUAGUAAUAAGAAGAAGAAAGUAAUUUAUUUACCUUCAGCCAUGAUCAAUUCUCUCCUGCACUCAUACCAUAAUAAUCUGCUUAGUGAUCAUUUUGGCAUUCAAUGAACAUAUUUAAAAAAUUAAAAAUAAAUUAUGGUGGCCAAAUAUGAAACAAUCAAUUAUUCAACAUAUUCCAUCUUGCUUACCUUCUCAACAACAUAAUAUUAGUCGUACAAAGAAACCAGAUCGAUUUAAUCCAAUUCCAACGCCAGAGGGACCAUUUUAAUUAAUAGGUAUUGAUUAUUGUGAUCCGUUUAAACCAACACCUGUUGGUAAUCAAUAUGUAUUAUGUAUUACUGAUCAUUUUACAAGAUGGAUAACUGCCAUAGCUUUAUCUGAUUGUUCAGCACAAACCACGGCCCAAACAUUAUUUAAUAAUUAUAUUUGUCAAUAUGGUGUACCAUUAGCUAUAUUAUCUGAUCAAGGUACUCAUUUUAAAAAUCAGCUUAUGGAGUCCAUAGCAAAAUUAAUUGAUUACAAUCAUAUUUUUUCAAGUGUUUAUCACCCACAAUGUAAUGAGAUGAUUGAACGUUUUAAUGCGGCAUUCGUACCUCAAAUUGUCAAACUACAAUAUCUAGAAAAUAACAAUUGGGAUGAAUUCUUAUCACUAGUGGUACUUGCUUACAACAUCGGCAUCCAUGCAACGACUAAUUAUUCACCAUUUCAACUACAGUUUGGUCAAGAAUCACGUUUACCUACUGAUGAACCUUCAUUAUCAUUUGCUUUCAAUAAACCAAAUGAUUAUUAUGUACGAUUGGAAAAAAAUCUGUUGAUAAUACAACAACACGCACGUGAUAAUAUUAUUCAUCGACAACGACAAUAA